ACAAUUUGAUUGGCGUCGUGUUCUCUGGUAGUCUGCUGCGGGACCAGGACAGACAGCUGAGGGGGGCCUGAAUGUCCAACCGGGACAGUCGCCGGACUACCGCGAAUUCACACGCACGAUUCAUCGGGUCUUCACAGUUGACUGAUGAGCAGCCAGUAGGACGGGGGUUGGGCUACAUCGACUGGCACAGAGGGCCAGCAGUGCCAGACAAGACGACUGGAGGACAGAAGACGUAGUUGCAGAACUGCUGGUGGUUUACUAGUGGUUAGCCGUAGCAUACUUGUGGCAUAAGGCGAUAGACGGAGGGCUUUGGCGAUGGUCACAGCUAUGGACGAUGCCUGUCCCAAUGGGGUACGAGAGGAGGAGGAGGAGUUGACGUCCCCGGGACAGCCUGGCGUGGAGGGGCCCCCGGUCCUGCAGUCCAGUCAGGAGCCAAAUACAUCUGGAGCCAUGCAGCAGGUGUUGGAUAACGUAGCCGAGCUUCCCACCUCGACGGGCGCCAAAGACAUCGACCUGCUCUUCCUGCGUGGCAUCAUGGAAAGUCCUGUGGCUCACGAGCAGCUGGAGGAGGUGAAGCUGGAGGCGGUGCAGGACAACAACGUGGAGCUUGUGACGGAAAUCCUGGGCGACAUCGGCAACCUCAAGGUGAAAGAUGACAGCGCGGCAGAACUGUCCAGGAUCCUCAAGGAGCCACACUUCCAGUCUCUUUUGGAGGCACAUGACAUGGUCGCCUCCAAGUGCUAUGAAGUCCCGCCCCCGACCGAGAUACCCAAUGAUGCAGCUGUGAACAGCGCUCUAAUGCAGGCUGAUGCCGUGCGCAUGAUUGGCAUCCGAAAGAAGGCCGGAGAGCCACUGGGUGUGACGUUUCGUGUGGAAAAGGAAGACCUGGUCAUUGCUCGAAUCCUCCACGGCGGCAUGAUCGACAGGCAGGGUCUGCUGCAUGUGGGCGACAUCAUAAAGGAAGUGAACGGGAAGGAUGUGGGCAACAACCCCACCGAGCUGCAGGAGAUGCUCAAAGAUUGCAGCGGAGGGAUCACACUGAAAAUACUCCCGAGCUACAGAGACGCUCCAGCACCUCCCCAGGUCUAUGUGCGGCCAUACUUUGACUACGAUCCGGCCAAUGACAACCUGAUCCCUUGCCGAGAGGCGGGAAUGGCCUUUAAGAGAGGCGACAUCCUUCAGAUUGUCAACAGAGAGGAUCCAAACUGGUGGCAGGCGUGCCAUGUGGUCGGAGGGGCUACAGGACUGAUCCCUAGUCAGUUCUUGGAAGAGAAAAGGAAAGCUUUUGUCCCUCGGGACUUUGAUGGAUCAGGGAUCCUUUGUGGAACUAUAAGUGGGAAAAAGAAGAAGAAGAUGAUGUACCUGACCGCUAAGAAUGCAGAGUUUGACAGACAUGAGCUGCAGAUCUAUGAGGAAGUCGCAAAAGUGCCAGCGUUCCAGAGAAAGACGCUUGUUCUGAUCGGCGCUCAGGGCGUGGGCCGACGCAGCCUUAAGAACCGGCUGAUGGUCCUCCAUCCCACACGCUUUGGCACCACCAUACCCUACACUUCCCGACGGCCCCGUGAUGAGGAGCUGGACGGCAACUCCUACCACUUCACCACCCGGACAGAGAUGGAGGCGGAUGUGAAGGCGGGGCGUUUUCUGGAGCACGGCGAGUAUGACGGCAACCUGUACGGCACCAAAAUCGAGUCCAUCCAUGAGGUGGUGGGAACUGGACGCACCUGCAUCCUAGACGUCAACCCACAAGCUCUGAAGGUGCUGAAAACAGCAGAGUUCAUGCCUUACGUGGUGUUCAUUGCAGCUCCAGAUUUUGAUACUCUUAAGGGCAUGCACAAAGCCGUAGUGGAUGCAGGCAUCACCACCAAGCAGCUCACGGACGUGGACCUGAGGAAGACUGUGGACGAGAGCGCCCGCAUCCAGAGGGCGUACAACCACUACUUUGACCUGACAAUAGUCAACGACAACCUGGACAAGGCGUUCGAGACGUUACAGGCGGCCGUGGACACACUGUGCAACGAGCCCCAGUGGGUCCCUGUGAACUGGGUUUACUGAUGACCAGCUGCGGUGCUCCCACUGACCACUCUGAGCGGGUCACAUGACCCACCAGCGUGUGUGUGUGUGUGUGUGUUUCCUACCACAAAGGCCAAAGAAGAGAAGAAGAAAUGCUAACUAAUAAAAAAAUUUAAAUAAAAAAAAAAAA
Labrus mixtus (cuckoo wrasse) is the source of this 2200-nucleotide messenger RNA. It is a transcript of the gene pals2b, whose product is annotated as protein associated with LIN7 2, MAGUK p55 family member b. NCBI's taxonomy places the organism in Eukaryota, Metazoa, Chordata, Actinopteri, Labriformes, Labridae. Gene Ontology annotation, molecular function: protein binding. The coding region runs from base 316 to 2052 and encodes 578 amino acids. The transcript has 14 exons. Gene Ontology annotation, cellular component: plasma membrane; cell-cell junction. The record is from RefSeq and is a predicted model, not a curated record.